Messenger RNA from Neurospora tetraspora, 781 nucleotides. RefSeq lists its product as uncharacterized. NCBI's taxonomy places the organism in Eukaryota, Fungi, Ascomycota, Sordariomycetes, Sordariales, Sordariaceae. The transcript has a single exon. The coding region runs from base 92 to 559 and encodes 155 amino acids. The record is from RefSeq and is a predicted model, not a curated record.
UGGCGGAGAUGGGUUAACGGAGCAGGGGAAAAAAACUAAAUCGUAAUUUUGGCCUUAUGUUUCUUGGGGGCGGUUGGGGGUGCUGGUGGCUAUGGGUGCUGUUGCCUUUUCCGCGACUUUCAUUUUCAUAUCUAUUGGAGGAGUGUCAACGUACUAUUUUUCUCUGCCAAUUUGGUGCUUUCAAGUUUGUUCGAAUCUUUUCCUCCCAUCAACUUUUCCACAUCUAGUCAAAUCAUAUACAAGAACAACAAAACCGCGGUACUUUAUUUCGAACAGUGGCAAGGCAAGGCAAGGCAAGGGGAGUAAAAAGACGGACGGUCAAAUUGGUCGGGGGAACUCAGCGGAGGCGAAGGGGUGUUGGUCGGUUGGUCGGUUGGUUGGUUCGGAUGGACGGGACGGUUUGCAAGGAAAGGUCGAGGCUUCAUUUCUUCUCAAUUUUACAACAACACAAUAUGUAACUGCUGUUUGUGAACACUUCUUUUUUUCCUGCUUUGUGUUGUUUUUCUCCUUGAAGGUGUGCCUGAAGCCGGGUUGGUGUGUGUGCGAACAAAAAGAGUAAAAAUAAAAAGGGACAAAAUGAAUCAGGCACAAGAUCGAUGUGUAGCACCUGCAUUGAAACAUCAUCAUAUCGUGGAAACGGAAGGGGUUGAUGUCAUUACUUAGGCGGGUUAGGAGUCGAAGAAGGGGGAAAAAAAAGCAAUGAACGUUUGCUCUAUCGAUAUGGAUGGGUAGGCUGUAAACUGUAGUUCUUCAAAAUUGACCAAGGAUAUCGUUUAUGCAU